CAAGCGUGACUUUUUGUUUCCUUAGAGACAAAGCAUUGAGAGCCCGGCCCAGGAAAAGAUCCCAGCAUGCAAGCGAACUGCAGCCAUCCCCACGGCACCCAGGGGAGCGGCGGUGACCCUUCGCCUUCCCAAAGCAGCCACGCGGCUGGGCAGAGCUCGUGCCACCCGAGCGGAGAUGUUCACAUCCAGCUGAGCUCUGCUGGGGGAGAAGGUGGAGAAAACGCGAGUUGGAGGCGUUCGAGGCUGAGUUCCCAGAGCCGCUCGCACGGUCACAGCCACAGCGAGGGGGGGAGCUCUGCUGACGGCGCUCCGGACCCGGAGGAACACAGCAGUUCCAUCUCCGAGCUCAGAUACGUCCUCCAGUGGCUGCACAGAAGUCUGCCCUAUGUUUUGAUUCUGGGCGUCAAGUUGAUCGUGCAGCACAUCAUUGGCAUCUCUCUUGGAAUCGGGCUGCUGACAACCUACAUGUAUGCAAACAAAAGCAUAGUAAAUCAGGUUUUCCUCAAAGAACGGUGCUCCAAGUUGCAGUGUGCUUGGCUGCUGCUGUACCUCACUGGAUCCUCUCUCCUCCUGUAUUACACCUUUCAUUCUCAGUCUCUGUACUAUAGCUUAAUCUUUUUAAACCCUACCGUGGAUUUUAAGAACUUCUGGGAGGUUCUUUGGAUUGUGGGAGUCACAGACUUCAUUCUAAAAUUCCUCUUCAUGGGCUUCAAGUGCUUUAUUCUCUUGGUGCCUUCUUUUAUGAUGUCCUUUAAAUCCAAGGGCUACUGGUACAUGCUGUUAGAAGAACUCUGCCAGUAUUACCGUAUGUUUGUCCCCAUACCAGUUUGGUUCCGAUAUCUUAUUGGCUAUGGGGAGCCGGACAGUGUACUUGGACAGACCCUUGGGACAUUGCUGGGCCUUUCCUACCUCAUUCUCAAGCUUUUGAGCUUUUUUGGACAAUGGAGAAACUUCAGACAGGUUUUACGGAUAUUUUGUACGCGACCACACUACGGGGUGACAGCAAGCAAGAAGCAGUGUUCUGAAUCGGAUGAUAUUUGUUCUAUCUGCCACACUGAAUUCCAGAAGCCUAUCCUGCUGAUCUGCCAGCACACAUUUUGUGAAGAAUGCAUCUCUUUAUGGUUUAAUAGAGAAAAAACAUGUCCACUCUGCAGAACUGUUAUUUCAGACCAUGUUAACAAGUGGAAGGAUGGAGCUACAUCUAUGCGCCUGCAGAUUUUCUAAGGCAUGUCAACCAACUUGUUUUAGUUUGUACAGCUUACUGCAAAUGGGAGUGCAGGUGGAAUGAGUUUCCCAAAUUAAGGUAUCUGGGAUUUCUUGCUUCUAGGAAAUGUUUUAAUACUUAGAACAGUGCAGAGAGUGCCGACUUCGUAAGCAUAGGAAAAUAAGUUUAUAAAGUGAAAGCAGGAAAGUCAGCAUUGCUUCUGUUGUGAUUCUUUCAGACAACAAUCAAACUCUUCCAAAACGCUGUGUUUGCAGCAGCUUCUUAAAUCAGCAUUUAAUUUAAAAGCUUAUGUAGUGUUCCAGACUGUGCUAAGUUGUAUUUAUGCCUCUAACAUUACCCAAGAACCCAGGGUUAGCAGUGAAUUUCACACUCUGGACAACAGUGGGAGCUAAAGCUACCUGUCACACCUGGCAUUAAUGAUGUCUUAAUGCUACAGCAGCUUCUUCCUGCAUCAAUACUAGCAGCUCUCACUGCAGCUGGAGAUAAACACGAGACGUUUCUCCUUUAGGCUUGUGCAGAUUUCCAAUUGAUCACAGAUUUAAUACAGAAAAGCAACUGCUGAUGUUAGUUUUUUACUGAGCUUUUUCUGAGAUUGGUAUUUUUAAAACAGAUCUUUAAUACUCUAUUUUUGUCACAGCAGGAACGAGAUUUUCUUACAGGGGAGAAUAUUUUAUACUAUAUAUACCAUUUGUAGUACGCAUAAGAAUCAGAGGGAAUAAACGCAUUUAAAUCUA
Messenger RNA from Meleagris gallopavo (turkey), 1959 nucleotides. It is a transcript of the gene RNFT1, whose product is annotated as ring finger protein, transmembrane 1. Gene Ontology annotation, molecular function: ubiquitin protein ligase activity. The record is from RefSeq and is a predicted model, not a curated record. Gene Ontology annotation, biological process: positive regulation of ERAD pathway. Gene Ontology annotation, cellular component: endoplasmic reticulum. Lineage: Eukaryota; Metazoa; Chordata; Aves; Galliformes; Phasianidae.